Cylicostephanus goldi is the source of this 295-nucleotide messenger RNA. NCBI's taxonomy places the organism in Eukaryota, Metazoa, Nematoda, Chromadorea, Rhabditida, Strongylidae. The record is from the annotation of a GenBank genome assembly.
UGCCAGCAAUGCCAAGCCGCUUGCUCCGAUCAGCAGCAACCUCAGGUGAUCCAGAUUGUUCUCCAGCAAAGCAUUGCCCAGUCACCACAAUGCCAACCCCAAUGCGAGUCCAGCUGUGUAUCCCAAUGCACCCAACAAAGCCAACCCGUAGCAUCUUGCCAACCAGCAUGCGUCCAGAGCUGCAGCAACUCGUGCCAAGCUGCCGCUUCGCAACCCAUCGUCGUCUCCUGCCAGCAAUCAACGACCCAGCAAUCAUCGUGCCAGUGCCAAACUGGAUAUGCACCAUGCGCUAACA